Messenger RNA from Lineus longissimus, 735 nucleotides. RefSeq lists its product as uncharacterized. The transcript has a single exon. Lineage: Eukaryota; Metazoa; Nemertea; Pilidiophora; Heteronemertea; Lineidae. The coding region runs from base 1 to 735 and encodes 244 amino acids. The record is from RefSeq and is a predicted model, not a curated record.
AUGACGCUGAGCAAAGUGCAUAGGAUUCUGGCUUUCGAUCAGUCGCCUUGGAUGAAAGUUUUCGUCAGCUUCUGCACGGAGCAGAGGAAGGCCGCGGCAAACAAUCCCUUUGAAUCUGACUUUUGGAAAAAAGCGAUUAAUUCUUGCUACGGGAAAUUCCUCCAAGACAAAACAAAGCACAUCAAUAUGAGUCUAGUGUCGGACAAGAGAAAAUUCCUAACAAAAACGAGCAAACCGAAUUUCAAGUCGGUUACCAUUUACAAUAGGAAACUGGUAGGCAUACAAAUGAAACCCCGCAGUAUACUUCUGGAUCGUCCCAUCACAGCGGGAAUGGUCUGUCUCGAAACAAGCAAAAUGAAAUUGUACAAAAUGCACUAUGACUUCAUUAAGCCAUUGUACGGGGACCGGUGCCACCUGUUGAUGACGGACACGCAUAGCCUGCUGUAUUUCUUGGAAGAAUAUGAGGGGAACGUGGACGAGGACUUCUUCGCGAACCGACGCUAUUUCGAUCUGUCUAAUUAUCCGAAAGACUCGCCCUACUUCUGCGAAACGAACAAAAAAGUUCGAGGUACUUUCAAGCGAGAGGAUGCGUGCGAUCCCAUUGUGGACUUUGUUGGUUUGCGUGCCAAAAUGUACAGCACAAGACAUCGGUCGGAGGCAGUCACCAGCAAGGCCAAGGGUUUGCCCAGAUGCGUUAUGCAAAGCAUUGGCUUUGAGCAGUACUUGGGAGAAUAA